Messenger RNA from Scleropages formosus (Asian bonytongue), 672 nucleotides. RefSeq names its product ribosomal protein L12 (gene rpl12). The record is from RefSeq and is a predicted model, not a curated record. Gene Ontology annotation, biological process: translation. Gene Ontology annotation, molecular function: large ribosomal subunit rRNA binding; structural constituent of ribosome. Gene Ontology annotation, cellular component: ribosome; cytosolic large ribosomal subunit. The transcript is spliced from 7 exons. Lineage: Eukaryota; Metazoa; Chordata; Actinopteri; Osteoglossiformes; Osteoglossidae. Bases 135 to 632 code for a protein of 165 amino acids.
CCUUUGGUUUUGACUUUCCUUUCUUCACGUAAGAAGCGGUGACGGUGCAACUGCCCUCGGUCGUCCCGAAUCCGGGUUCAUCCGACACCCUCACCGUGGUAAACUAAAGUGAACUCAACCUCGACAGCACCAUCAUGCCUCCUAAGUUCGACCCUAACGAAGUUAAAAUUGUGUACAUGAGGUGCACAGGAGGAGAAGUUGGUGCCACCUCUGCUCUGGCCCCUAAAAUUGGACCCUUGGGUCUGUCUCCCAAGAAAGUGGGUGACGACAUUGCCAAGGCUACCGGUGACUGGAAAGGUCUUAGGAUCACCGUCAAGCUGACCAUCCAGAACAGGCAGGCAGCGAUCGAGGUGGUGCCCUCUGCAUCUGCUCUGAUCAUCAAGGCCCUGAAGGAGCCCCCUCGUGAUAGGAAGAAGGUCAAGAACAUUAAGCACAGUGGCAGCGUGAGCUUCGAGGAAAUCAUCAACAUUGCUCGCCAGAUGAGGCCCCGUUCCAUUGCCAGGGAACUCUCUGGAACUAUUAAGGAGAUCCUGGGCACGGCCCAGUCUGUGGGCUGCACUAUCGACGGUCGUCCUCCUCAUGACGUUAUUGACGAUAUCAACAGUGGCAAGGUGGAAUGCCCAUUGGAGUAAGUUGUUGCACUGGAAGACAAAAAUAAAGUCAUAAAACUUA